Messenger RNA from Pseudoliparis swirei, 2129 nucleotides. RefSeq names its product voltage-dependent L-type calcium channel subunit beta-4-like. Gene Ontology annotation, molecular function: protein binding; high voltage-gated calcium channel activity. The transcript has 14 exons. Gene Ontology annotation, cellular component: voltage-gated calcium channel complex. Lineage: Eukaryota; Metazoa; Chordata; Actinopteri; Perciformes; Liparidae. Bases 34 to 1704 code for a protein of 556 amino acids. The record is from RefSeq and is a predicted model, not a curated record. Gene Ontology annotation, biological process: calcium ion transmembrane transport; neuromuscular junction development; chemical synaptic transmission.
UCCGGCUCACGCGUCUGACGAGCUCAGUGCCAAAUGGAGGAGAAAAAGAAAACAGAAAAGAAAAAGCUGCCCAGGAAGUUGCCUAAACGCAAGAGCCGCUUCAAACGCUCGGAUGGCAGCACAUCUUCCGACACAACGUCCAGCUUCAUCAAACGGCAGGGGUCGGCCGAUUCGUACACCAGUAGGCCGUCGGAUUCAGACCUGUCAGCGGAGGAGGACCGCGAGGCGUAUCGGCGUGAAGCCGAGCGCCAGGCACAGCUGCAGCUGGACAGAGCCAAGUCCAAACCUGUGGCGUUCGCAGUGAAGACGAAUGUGAGUUACUGCGGAGCCCUGGAGGACGACUGCCCCGUCCACGGAGCUGCAGUCAAUUUUGAUGCCAAAGACUUCCUGCACAUCAAAGAAAAGUACAACAAUGACUGGUGGAUCGGCCGGCUCGUGAAAGAGGGAGCGGACGUCUCCUUCAUCCCCAGCCCUCUGCGACUGGAGGCCAUGAGGCUCAAGCAGGAGCAAAAGCAAAGGAAAACAGGGGGUAACUCCUCCAGUUUAGGGGACAUGGUGACUGGGAAUUGGAGGACCACCCCGCCCUCUGCAGGUGAAUCCAAACAGAAGCAGAAACAGGAUCACGUCCCCCCCUACGACGUGGUGCCCUCCAUGAGGCCGGUGGUCCUCGUGGGACCAUCGCUGAAGGGCUACGAGGUGACGGAUAUGAUGCAGAAAGCUCUCUUUGACUUCCUGAAACACCAAUUCGAGGGAAGGAUCUCAAUCACUCAUGUAACUGCUGACCUGUCUCUAGCCAAGAGGUCGGUGCUCAACAAAAGGCCCAUGAUGGAGAGAUCCAACACUCGCUCCAGCAUCGCGGAGGUCCAGAGUGAGAUUGAGAGGAUAUUUGAACUCGCCAAAACCCUGCAGCUGGUGAUUCUGGACGCGGACACCAUCAACCAUCCCGCGCAGCUCGCCAAAACCUCCCUCGCGCCCAUCGUGGUCUACGUGAAAGUGUCCUCGCCGAAGGUGCUGCAGCGGCUGGUCAAGUCCAGAGGGAAGUCUCAGAGCAAGCACCUGAAUGUGCAGAUGAUGGCCGCGGACAAACUGUCCCAGUGCCCCCCUGAAAUGUUUGAUGUCAUUCUGGAUGAGAACCAGCUGGAAGAUGCGUGUGAGCAUCUGGCUGAAUACCUGGAGAUCUACUGGCGCGCCACUCACCUCCCGAGCCACGCCCCUCUGAGCCCCUCAUUGGAGCAGAGUCUGAUGAGCCCUUUGUCCGCCGUCUCCAGCCUGCAGAACAAGAACCAGCCGCAGCCUUGUGAGGCGGUAAGCAAGGAGGCGGAGGAGGAGGAGGAGGAGGGUGAGGAGGAGGAGGGUGAGGAGGAAGAGGAGGAGGAGGCAGGCGAGGAGGCCCACUCCCCCCUGGAGCAGGACAGCCUCAUGCCGUCCGACGAGGCCAGCGACUCCCUGUCUCGCAGCCGCAGGGGGAGCCCGUGUCACAGGGGGGUCGAGGAGGAGGAAGAAGAGGAGGACGAGUACGCCUCCCCCUGCCACGCUCACACAUACGGGGACAUGUACCCCCCUAACCGCGGGCACGCCGCCGGCGCCCACGGCGCCAACGGGCACGAGUCACGGGACAGGCUGCUCCAACGCGAAGCUCAGCAGGGUCACAACCAGAGGAACAACCGGCAGCGCAGCCGGCCCUGGCCCCGAGACACCUACUGAGGAGGGGCCCCCCCCCACUGAGGAGCGAGGCCCCUCCUCCUGCCUCCAGAUCCGCACCGAGAUCACCCCCGACUGUCGCACGUUCCAAAACAAACGAUUUAGAGAUUGAAAAGACCCCAAAAAAUCACCUUUUAACCCUUGUGUUGCCUUAGGGUCAUUUUGACCCGAAUCAAUAUUACACCCUCCCCCCGCUUUAGGAUUAAUUUGACCCCAUUCAAUGUUUAAUGUCGGUGUUCUUUCGGUAGUCAACAAACAAACAUAAAGUGCCUCACACUUAAACUUGGAAAACAAUAUUAAUUCUAAUAAUUUUCUGGAGGUUUUAAUUGCUGGCGUCAAAUUGAACCCAAAGGGUAAAAUAUGUUAGUAAAUAUAAAGGUAACAGGAGGGUGAAACAUUGAAUCGGGUCAAAAUGAUCCAGAGGCGGG